CCGGCAGAUCCGGGUCUCGUGGUUUAGACUGACGUGGUCAAUCGAAUCAAAACAGAAGGGGAAAGGUUCCGCAGGGCUGGUUCCUAGAGCUGAGCCGCGGCUGCUUCUGCCUGUCGAGCAGCCAGAGCGAGAAGGCGGCGGCGGCAGCAACAGACACGGCACUAAUCUCCACGGCUAGGUGUUCACAGCCAAGUUUAGAUUUCUCCGCAUAAUCAUGGCAGAAGGUGGAUUUGAUCCCUGUGAAUGCAUUUGCUCGCAUGAACAUGCAAUGAGAAGGCUGAUCAAUCUGUUGAGGCAAUCCCAGUCAUACUGCACAGACACAGAAUGCCUUCAAGAAUUGCCAGGACCAAAUUCCUCUGGUGAUAACGGCAUCAGUAUUGCCAUGAUAAUGAUGGCCUGGGUGGUUAUCGCUCUUGUCUUGUUUUUGCUGAGACCAACUAAUCUAAGAGGAUCCAACAUGGCUGGAAAACCAGCCAGUCCACAUAAUGGACAAGAACCACCAGCCCCACCUGUGGAUUAGACCUUGUAAUUCUGGAAAUGCUCGACAGCUAAAACCUUGCACGACCAAAUGAACGCAAGUGAUCAGAGUACUAAAUCCCAUUCAAUACUAUUUUCCUUUUGCAUUUACAUAAAGCAGGAUGAUAUUAUUUUGAUAUGGAACAGCUAGUAGCUAUUUCACUUUUAAAUUAAUUCUUGCUUUAUAUAUUACCAUUCCUAGUAGGUGAUAUUUGAAUAAACAAUAAGGAGCUGCAGGGGGUGGGGUUUUGGUUGUUGUUUUACUGUGGACAUUCCACUCAUUCUCUUUUUGUUACAAUGAUUACAAUACAUAAUUUCUUUGCAGUGGUCUCUGGCAUAAUUGAAGGAAAAUUUAAAUCCUUGUGCAUUUAUAGUCAUUCAAAGUUAUUUUUCAGAUUAAUUCUCUUUUUUUCCCCUACAUAUUUUGGAAACUUAGUUGCAAACAUUAGCUUGAGUUUUGAAUAGAAAAAGUGAAAUUACUUUACCUUUACCUUGCUGUUCAGAGCAGCUUUAACUCUUUGGACCGCUAACCUAGUUUUUAGGCUGUUGCAAAAGCAUGGUCAUCUGCUGUAAUGAAUGUACAUCUAUGUGUGUGUGCACGAGUAUGAGCCUGAGAAUUAUCACCAUCAAAAACUUGUCUGACGUGUAAGGAAUUUACACAAAAGAUUAUUAUCACCAAAAUGAAAUUAAAUACAUUCACCAGUAAAUGAGCUGUCUGAUUCAGUAUAUUUUUAAAGACAACUAAAACUUGGGCUACUAAAUUCUAAAAGAGAAUUGUUUACAAACUUUACAAAAAGAAAAAUCUAGUGACAAGUAUCCAUUAUAAUUUUCUGUCCUGAAUAUAAUCUUAUAAUAAUCAAUAUCUUAAAUUUUUUGCUGCAACACAUAACAAGAUCAAAAUGUUAUUAACCAGUCAUUAACUUCAGAAAGUUAUUGUCACUUACUUACAAUUUGGUUUUUACUUAUAUAUUGUAAAUAUAUAAGUAAAAGUAAUAUAUAUAUUACUUUUGAUUCUUAUCUGUUCGUUGUUGGUUUGUUCAAAACAGAAAUUGCAGGUGAAGAUCUACGGCAUAUAUUUUCCCUUUAGUGUGUGUGUGUGUGUGUGUGUGUGUGUGUGUGUGUGCGCGCAUAUGCAUCUUCCGUUUGAACUAGUGAGAGUGACUUUUUUUUAAACAUACAUUAAAUAAUUUAAGAAAAUUUUAAAGAUGUACAGAAAAGUAACACACUAUAUUUUUCUUAUCAAUUUGAGAAAUUAAUGAGAAUAAUGUAAAGGACAGUUUUGUGACAUAACCAGAUGGCUAUGGAGGUACUUUCCACAAAAGUAAGGAGAACAAAUAUACGGGGAAUUAAUGGCCUGAUCCUGCAAGCUUUUACUUACAUGAGAACUGCUUACUUUUGCAAGUAGCCAUAGGAGGUACUCACAUGAGUAAAGAUUUGCAUAACUGGGCCCUGGAAGAAUACCAUGUUGGAUCCCUUUGUUAUCAGAGAUAGGGUUGUCCUCCUCAGGGUAAAUGGCAGGUCAUCCAAAUUGUCUUGUGAACAUACAGUACAGAUCUGAAAAAUUGCUUUUAUAAUUUGAUGUACAUAACUGCACCACUGAACUUCUCUGUAGCAGUAUGUUGUGUAAUACAGCACCUACAGAUAGGGAGCAUUAGUAAAAUAAUAAUAUUGGGCCAAAUUGUCUGUUAGCCUGAGGCAACCUUACUGAAGACAGUGGGAUUGCAACAGUGUAAUCGAGAGAAUUUGUCCCAAUAUGACUGAUGGCAGUAUAGGCCACAAACACUGUAAGGAUAUUACUGGGAUACGCUAUCAACUGCUAGUUUUUACCUAGUACAUCUUUGUUUGGAAUAACAUUAUGAACAGUGUAGGUAAUGUGGUAUCUUUUUAUGGAACCAACAAAAAAUACUUACAUUGCCUACUAUACCUGUGGUUCUCCCCGCCAUCCCCCCACCCCAGGAAUCAGUGGCCAGGGCCGUCCCUAGGGAUAUAUGGAGCCCAGGGCGGAAGUGACAAUCCGUCACUUCCGGGACCAACCCGUCACUUCCAGGACUGACUGCGCUGGCCAAUCACGCCGGCCUGUGGGGCCCCCCAAAGUGCGGGCCCAGAGCGGUCGCCCCAAUUCACCAUACCCUAGGGACACCUCUGUCAAUGGCCAAAAGUCUUCAAACUUGGUUGCAUUAAGUUAAAAGCCUAACUGGAAGGGGCUUCAUUUCAGAGGUACUGAGCAAACCCUGCUCCUGUUGAAGUCAGUAUGACUUGCAGGUACUCAGCACCUCUGAAGAUCAGACCACUUCUAUUUAGAUGCCCUAAUAUGUAUAUAGAAGGCUUGCUUUGUGCACCCUGCUUUGAAAUUUUGGCCAAUAUAUAGUCAUAGAUGUUUGCACGUUGUAAUCUGAGAAAUUUUUGAUUAUGUUCUGUGUUGAAUCAACUUUUUUUUUCUUAAAAUUUUGCUAGUCAAAAUGUUGUCCAAAUGGUUUUAUACAUAUGUACUUUCCUUAUGUAAAUUUCUAUUUUAAAUUUUCUAUGUGAAAGAGAAGCAGUGGAAAUGUUGUAUAGCAAAAUGUUUUGCUACAUAGCCAGGCCACUAUCCCAUGCCAACAUGUAUCCCUUUUAAAUUCUGAGAUAUUCUCUCCAGUAUGUAAACUUCAGACCAAUAUUACUGCUUAAAGUAAAAGUAGCUAUUAUAAGGCUGUAUUUUGUCACUUUUAUUCAUGUUAUUUUACUCCGUUUGUUCCAUUGUAAUUAGUUUGACUAUUGUCAGAGAAUGUUCUAACUGCAGCAUCAUUAAUAAGGGUGGCAGAAUCUAGCCCAUAAUAAUAAUUUGUGAUGAAAUAACUGCAUCAUGAUUACAAAACUGAACACUGUAAAUUUUAAGAGGAACCCCUUGGAAGAGAUUAGUGGGAUGUAAAGUUUAAGACCAUGAUCAAUUUUAUAUUAAAGGUUUGAGGCUCAGCUAAUAAGAGACAAGUUGUAGAAAUUAAAGAAAUAAAGAAGAUUGUUUAAGUUUAUACCUUCGUUUAUAACUUUGUUAAAAUAAUAGUAUUUUAGCAUCUGCUUAACACAAUUAUUAUAUUCUGAAAUGAAAAAUCAUGUGUGUUCAUAUAGUGUCUGCAGAUCACUUAGCCUUGUAAUGUUUGUUACCGAAAGAUGAAAAAUGAUAAUGUGAUGUACCUGAUGUAAAUUGGUGGUUUAAAAUGUCUGAAUCAUGCCAAGCAAAAAUAAUGUCUGUGCCAUUUGAGGUUUACUAUUAAUCUUCUACUGAGUAUUUGGAACUGGGAUAAAGGGCUUGUACUAUGCACUUUUUAUUGACAAAUAAAUUUCAAAUCUUAGUAA
Malaclemys terrapin pileata is the source of this 3849-nucleotide messenger RNA. RefSeq names its product small integral membrane protein 14 (gene SMIM14). The coding region runs from base 215 to 520 and encodes 101 amino acids. Gene Ontology annotation, cellular component: endoplasmic reticulum. The transcript is spliced from 5 exons. NCBI's taxonomy places the organism in Eukaryota, Metazoa, Chordata, Testudines, Emydidae. The record is from RefSeq and is a predicted model, not a curated record.